This is a messenger RNA of Hypanus sabinus (Atlantic stingray), 2963 nucleotides long. Its product is annotated as histone H2B 1/2-like. Lineage: Eukaryota; Metazoa; Chordata; Chondrichthyes; Myliobatiformes; Dasyatidae. Bases 1502 to 1876 code for a protein of 124 amino acids. Gene Ontology annotation, cellular component: nucleosome. The record is from RefSeq and is a predicted model, not a curated record. The transcript has a single exon. Gene Ontology annotation, molecular function: DNA binding; structural constituent of chromatin; protein heterodimerization activity.
GGAAACAAAAAAUACAGUCAAUGUUUCGGUCCAAAAACAUUUGGCAAGACUGGAGACAAACAGACAAGGCGUAGAGUUAAAAGGUGGGGAUAAGGGAGAGACAAAACAAGGUGACAGGUGAGUGCCGAAAGGGAGGAAUGAAGUAAAGAGCUGGGAAGUUGAUUGGUGAAAGAGAGAUAAGGCCAUGGAAGAAAGAAAAGCGGGGAAGAGCACACAGGGGAGGUGAUUGGUGGGCAAGGCGAGAGAAGAAAAAAGGGAGGGGAUUUGGUGAGGGGGGCAUUACCAGACAUUCAAGAAUUUGACAUUCAUGCUAUCAGUUUGGAAGCUACCCAGACAGAAAAUGUUGUUCUUCCAAGCUAAGUGUGGCCUCAUCGCAUUGUAUGGUUUUAUUUAUGAAGCAAACUUGAUUUAAUCAAAGAGUUCAACUAUAAGAAUGAAUCUGGAAGAAUUUUAUCCAUUUACACUGCAUGAGAGAUUGGAAAAUACAGUUCGAGGUCCAACUCCCUCACAGUACCAGAGACUGACAGAUACAGAAUGAACCCCACACUCUCACACUGUACCAGAGAGUGACAGGUACAGAAUAAACCCCACACUCUCACACUGUACCAGAGAGUGACAGGUACAGAAUAAACCCCACACUCUCACACUGUACCAGAGACCGACAGAUACAGAAUGAACCCCACACUCUCACACGGUACCAAAGACUGACAGGUACAGAAUGAAUGCCACACUCUCACACUGUACCAGAGAGUGACAGAUACAGAAUGAACCCCACACUCUCACACUGUACCAGAUUCAGACGGGUAGAGACAAUCUGUUGUUUAACAAACCCGGACAACCCUCAUCACCACCUCAGUAGCACCACUUUGACCACUUUACACUGCAAUGGGCUCUUGUUGAAAUUCUGUUGCCUCUUUAUAAUUCUGUAGAGUAUGUUUUUAUUGUGUGAAUGUUGUGUCUCCGAUACUGUGUGUCUCUGAAUCUGCUGCAAGCCAGUUGCAUAUGACAAUAAUCGACUUUAACCCUCACUGAGAAAUGGGUCUCUCAUGCUGACAAUUGGACCUUCGAUCUCCUGCUGCCAUGUUUCAUUACAUAAAUGUUUCAUAUUAUCAAGUGUGUGUUUUUCUCAUUCCAUCUGCUUUUCUAGCAGACACCAUAGGUCGAAUGGUCGAAUACUGCGCCUGUACUUUAUGGCCCAUUUUGUAUUUUAGAUUUCGCUUCUGCCGAAUUAACCGGCAGCGGCAACUCAGCAGAUCAGCCCCAGUUCCCAGUCCACGGUGUUAUUCAAAACGAAAUGGGCAGAGGAGAGAGUUCUGAUUGGUUGUGCUUUUCCUUCAGAUAGCCAAUCAAAUGAUCUGACUGCAUGAAUCGUUUCUACAAAUAGCCAUUGGGAAUACAAAGCAUUGCCAUCCCUCAUUAGCAUACUGUUCUGGGUGCUGCCUAUUUAGUUUGGGCUCCCGGCCAGUUCUGCCUAUUUCUGUGUCUGAAACGGAAGGACGGAAUGCCUGAGCCAGGGAAAUCCGCUCCGAAGAAGGGCGCCAAGAAAGCUUUGCCCAAACCAGCCGGUAAGGCAGGGAAGAAACGUAAGAGGCUGAGGAAGGAGAGUUACUCCAUCUACAUCUACAAAGUGAUGAAGCAGGUUCACCCCGAUACUGGCAUCUCCUCCAAGGCCAUGAGCAUCAUGAACUCGUUCGUCAACGAUAUCUUCGAGCGAAUCGGGGGCGAGGCUUCCCGCUUAGCCCACUACAACAAGCGGUCAACCAUCACUUCCCGGGAGAUCCAGACCGCGGUGCGCCUGCUGCUGCCCGGGGAGCUGGCCAAACACGCCGUGUCCGAAGGGACAAAGGCGGUGACCAAGUACACCAGCUCCAAGUAAAGCUCCCCAGUGAGGUGAUCGAAAACACAACGGCUCUUUUAAGAGCCACUCACAAUUUCAAUGAGAGAGUUGUACUGGCAUUUAGACAAUAAGUUGCACAUAUUUUAUGUCUGGUGAUUUUUAAAAGACCUAAAGUACGGUGGGAAUAUCGUGUUCCUCUUCUCCGUAUAAUCCCGGUGCUUUACAUUCCUCCCACUGCACUGACACGGAAUUGUAACCUCCCCAUCCCCCAUCAGUCCGUCCCUGCCGGUAUCCGUGUCGAGUUGAGGAUUGCUGCCGUUGCUGUUUUAACUGUGGGUUCAGGAGUUUAUUAGUUUCAGUUGGGCAACUUCUCGGAAUCUCAUUUCAAUGCGAGGCCUGAAGGAGUUAAUGGUUCUUUCAUGGAACAACUUUUUAAAAUUGCAGACUAGAGGCUGGUCACAGUUUGAGGAGCCGUUUGUCCAUAACUUGAUAACAUUUACACAGUGACCGACCGCGGACAGAAGCUGAGGGCCGGUUUUAUUCGGUUCUGUUACGGGUUGAAAGAAAUUGGAGAAUUGAGUUCCCAGACAUUUCAAUAUCAAUCACACUUGCAUUAAAUGCGCUCGGAUUGAGGAACAGGGAAAAGCGAACACUCAGUCGUCAAACAGAUCUGCAAUUAUUUGAUUUCUGAUUAAAAGUAAACAAUAGAUUUAUUUUUUGGCAGAUUUUUUCGAAAUUUCAGUGCACAUUGGGGAGCAGACGGUUAUUUUCCGUGUUUCUACCUUUACGGACUGCUGAUUGGUGAUUAUGGCAGUUCUUCGAUUGGGACGUUUCUCUUCACCAAUGAGAAUAAGCAGAAUCACACCAAUCACAAACAUCAGUUUGCAUUCUCAAAGAUGGUAUAAAAAGGGCGAGUUGGGGCGGGCCGAACACUCCAUUCUGGGUUGAACAGUUGCUGUGACUGUGGAAAUGUCUGGACGUGGAAAAGGCGGCGCUGUCAAAGCUCGGUCCAAGGCCAAAUCUCGCUCUUCUCGGGCUGGACUGUAGUUCCCGGUCGGCCGGGUUCACAGAUUCCUGUGAAAGGGCUACUAUGCUGAGCGGAUGGGUGCCAGAGCCCCGGUCUACC